CUGCGCGAGCCCCAGGCAAUGGAGGGCGCGGGGCAGGGCCCAGUAUUUGCAAGGGAGAGAGGAAAGCCCGGCAGAACCCGGGGCCUGCAUGUCAUGGUGUGGGGGCGCCUUCGUCCACCCUUGUGUCUGCGGUGAUGUAACACGCCAUUGUGACAUCCUCCCUUCCCUUGUGAUGUAACCCAGAGGCGAGACUACCAGGGACGUGCUCGUCUGUGGGGCCUCCCGAGGUCUCUCUGUCUCCCACCCCCUUGAACCCUUAGAAUGGCCUCACCCCUUCGGGGAAAGGCCGCUUCGCCCCUGGUGGAAACCACCCGCUACAAGGAGACGUCGACGGUCCGCGUGGAGACCUCGUCCCACCGCGUGGAGACCUCCUCCCGGCGGGUACACACGUCCUCCCGGCAGGUGGAGACCUCCCAGUGCCGCAGCGAGGGGCCCUCCCAGUUCCCCUCUGGGAAGCGGCUCCCUCGCAUCCUCCAGGCGUCCUCCCAGCACGUGGAAACCUCCUCGCAGCGCACAGAGACGUCCUCCCGCCACGUGAGGGCCUCGUCCCUGCGCGUGGAGACAUCUGUGCACCGCGUGGAGAGCCCUCCCCGGAGGGACAAGGCGGCAACCAGCCAGAAUGUAAAAAUGUCCCGAUGAGGUACUUCCCAGAAGCCACGAAAGGGCCAUGGCCCUCAGCCAGGACAACAUUGCCUCCAGUUUGCAGCCACCAAGCUGCCGGGUGGACCAAUCAUAGAAACCGCCUAUAAAUCAACACAAGAAACAGCCCGUCUACAGUUUCCCGACUCAGCCAGCAUUUGUUGACCAUGCUGCACCUUGGACCAUCAUGCCUCUGACGCAGGCAACUGUUUUAACUAGAAGCCAGCACAAGUUUCCAGGCCAUUCUACUGUGUCAAUUGAAUUGAUGGACACCGAGGCUGUUUGAACCUCUGAACCAGUUGACCUUCAUGGUACAGAUGGAAAAACUGAAGUCCAGAGAAGCCAAAAUAACUUGCAACCGUUAAUUAUUUACUGCCUCCCCAGAUGACUUCUUUUGAUAACCAAAUAAAGGUGGCCUCCUCGGGGCUGAUCUCCCAGAAAUGGCGGGAGUGACCAGGCUGUCCCUCAGGGACCCCCUCCAAUGAAGUGUUCCCAGCUCCAUGGCCCUGCUUGUCCUGGCAGUGGGGGAUGUGGGUCCCAAGGUCCAGAUGUGGACAGCGAAGGGGCCCACAGCGGUGACCGCAGCUCGGCCUCCCCUCCUGCUCCGAGCCCUGGGCCCACGGUGGCAGAAAGAGCUCCCUUCUCGGGCGGAAACCCACUCGUCCCGGUGGAUGCCUUGGAUGCGGGGCCGCUAGCACUCCCAGGUGCGGCAGGGACAGAGCGGGCUGGCGCACUGCCCACUGCCAGUGGCGCUGAAGGUCCCUAGCACCUGGGAGGAUUUCAGGAAGACUUCCAAAAGGCGGCUGGCCUCGCGGGAAGGCAAUGAGAUGCACGUGGGAGCCUGCGGCUGGCGAGUGGCUCCUGACUCCGGGCACCGGACCUGCUGCUCGGCCCUGAGGCCGGUGGUCUCCGCCCCCACCUCUCUAGACUCUGUGGACCUUGCACUGGGAGGCUGUUCACAUCCAGAAACUCAGACACCGCGUUCCAGCGUCUCAUUUCAUUUAGACCGUUUUUAACACCCAUCUCUCUCAAAAAUGAUUAUAAAGUAGUGCAUGCCUAUUCUAAAAUAUUUGGAAAUACAGAAAACAAGACAAAAAUAUAUACCCCUGUAAGGUCGCCAAAGAUAACCGCUGCUAUAUUUCCGCCUCAACUCUUUCCUGUGGUCGUGUAUGUUUUUAUUACCAUAAAAACAUAUAUAAUUUGUAUCUGUUUCAUUCACUUUAAAUAGAAGCAUUUUCAACAUAAAAAAAGUUCUUUAUAAACACUUUCUAAUGAGUGCAUAAGAGUGUUUUGAGUGGACACAUCGUGAAUACUUACUGUUACCUAAAUAUUGGGCAUUUUAUAUUUUCAGUUCUUUGAGAGCAUAAAAACAC
This is a messenger RNA of Pipistrellus kuhlii (Kuhl's pipistrelle), 2012 nucleotides long. RefSeq names its product chromosome unknown C17orf100 homolog (gene CUNH17orf100). NCBI's taxonomy places the organism in Eukaryota, Metazoa, Chordata, Mammalia, Chiroptera, Vespertilionidae. The transcript has 3 exons. The coding region runs from base 262 to 639 and encodes 125 amino acids. The record is from RefSeq and is a predicted model, not a curated record.